AUGAAAGUGUAUCUACAGUCACUGAUCUGUGAUUGUUCACAAUUGACUACAGACCCAAGAAACGCGGAUACGGUAUACAAUUUGCCUGAUAGAGACGAACUGGAGAUGCAAGUCUAUAGCAGGGGCUCAAAGGGUCUCUGUGUGUUGCUAUUGCACGGCGGAGGCUACUCUGGUCUGACUUGGGCGUGUAUGACGAAACAACUCAACAGCAUGGUGGAAGUGCAAGUGGUGGCGCCUGACAUCCGUGGUCAUGGAGGAACGCGAUGCGCGCAAGAGAGCAAAGUAGAUAAGGCCACACAAUGCGAAGAUAUUGCGGCGCUUAUCAAGCUGAUGUUCGGUACAACACCACCCCCCGUUCUAGUGGUUGGCCACAGCAUGGGGGGAGCAAUCGCAAUACACUUGGCAAAUGGGCCUUAUCUGGCUACGUUAGCUGGGCUGGUGGUCAUUGAUGUGGUUGAGGGAACAGCUAUAGAAGCUCUAGGCCAUAUGUCUACGAUACUGGAGAACCGGCCGUCGAUUUUCAGGUCUAUGGAGUACGCUAUCGAAUGGAGCAUCCGGUCACACCAUGUGCGCAAUAUAGAAGCAGCACGUGUGUCAAUGCCAGGGCAACUGGUGACCGUCGCAGAACACAAGCGGAUAAGUAGGACACAUGUUUGUGCACCAUCCGACCAAACAGAUUCACAGCCAAGCGGCACAAAGCCGAUAUCUACAAGCAUACGCAAGGGUAUCACAGGUAUAGUAGAAGAGGAGGAAGAGGAGGACGAGAGUGCCGGCGCUAGCGUGGAAGGCCAUGUCAGCACCACACCAGCUGCGGAUAGUCAAACUGAGCCUAUCCAGGCUCAAAGCGAUAAGUUGAAGGAUAAAUAUGAUGGUCCAGCACUGAAACUGGGUCUGAAAGCGAUGAAGAGUUCUGUGGACAGCAGUGUGUCCGACGGUGCGAAUGGCAAAAGUAGUGAACGGUUUGUAUGGAGGACAGACCUACUGGCUACAGAACCGUACUGGCGCGGGUGGUUCGAGGGUAUCUCGCAUCUAUUCUUAGGUACAUCUGUGGCCAAACUGCUGGUGCUGGGUGGGAUCGACCGUAUGGACACGGAGAUGAGUGUGGCACACAUGCAGGGCAAGUACCAGCUGAAAGUGAUGUCGUCUGUAGGCCAUGUGGUGCAUGAGGACACACCCGAUCGAGUGGCAGAGUGUCUGGCGGAAUUCAUAGUGCGCAAUCGCUUAGCUACGCCUCUGGACGGCUACAAAGGGCUACGGCCUGUUGUGUGA
Sphaeroforma arctica JP610 is the source of this 1269-nucleotide messenger RNA. RefSeq lists its product as hypothetical. The record is from RefSeq and is a predicted model, not a curated record. Gene Ontology annotation, molecular function: protein methylesterase activity. NCBI's taxonomy places the organism in Eukaryota, Ichthyosporea, Ichthyophonida. Gene Ontology annotation, biological process: protein demethylation. The coding region runs from base 1 to 1269 and encodes 422 amino acids. The transcript is spliced from 6 exons.